AUGACUAACUUGUACUCGACGUUCCAGAAGCUCAAAGAACAGGUUUCUCCAAUCGCUGUAGGACAUGAAGAUAACGCGUUGGCGUCUAAUCACAGCCAGCUCAAGAGGCUUUACACCAGUGAAGAUGAUCCUUUCAACGAUAAAAAAUUUCAAAAAGAUACUUCCAGAUCAGCACUCACUCCCAAUAAUGAUAUCCAGAACAAACCACCAGGGUCUCCGUUUAUUCGUAAUGAUAAUCUCCUGAACGAAAUGAGAAAAUCUGCUGAACCACCAGUCGUUAAUCACUACGACCACCAACAACAUAUUCAAGUUGAACGGCAAAAUGUUGAAGAAAUCAAGAAAGUCAGCGAGCAACCCAAGAAGGGACACAAGGGAAAACAUGAUGACUUGGAGGGAGAAGAUGAUGUUCCAUUAAACGUGUUGGAAGAAAUGAACAAGUUGGAGGAAUGUUUCCCUGUUCUUUCAUCCAACUAUAGACUAAUUGAUAAGAUUGGAGAGGGAACUUUCUCCACGGUGUACAAGGCAGAAGCUUUAAAUGGGACUGUGAGAUUAUCCUCAGAUAUAUGGAAGUCACCACCAUUGAAGAAACUGAAGAGCAACGAUUCGAAAGCAAAACUAAAAACCAAGAACCCAGUGGUAGCCUUGAAGCAAAUCUACGUUACCUCAUCUCCUAAUAGAAUUUAUAAUGAGUUGAACUUGUUAUACAUAUUAACUGGGAACAGUCAUAUAGCACCUCUCUUGGAUGUGUUGCGAUUUCAAGACCAAGUGGUGGCCAUAUUACCUUAUUACCCUCAUGCUGACUUUCGUGACUUUUACCGUGACUUACCAGUUAAAGGAAUCAAAAAGUACUUAUGGGAGUUGUUCCAAGGGUUGGAAUUUGUUCACAAUAAAGGAGUUAUUCAUAGGGACUUGAAACCAACCAAUUUCUUAUAUGAUCCUUUUAAAGGUAAAGGUGUAUUAGUUGAUUUUGGUUUGGCAGAAAAAGUACAGUCAUCAUCUAUUCAACCUACUUCUAAUCCUUGUCCUUGUAACUCAAAGGACAACAGUAAGGUUCCAAAAAACAGGCAUAACAAACGACUCAAUAUCAAAGCAGCCUAUCCUAAACAAGAUCAACGUCCUCCAAGAAGGGCAAACAGAGCAGGAACAAGAGGAUUCAGAGCUCCCGAAGUGUUGUUCAAAUGUACCCAUCAAAAUACCAAGAUCGAUAUUUGGUCAGCUGGUAUCAUAGGUUUAUCUUUACUUUCCAGAAAGUUCCCUUUGUUUAACUCCCCGGAUGACACUGAUGCAUUAGUGGAAAUGGCUAUUGUUUUUGGGUUGGAUAAGUUACAGAAAUGUAGCGAAUUGCAUGGAUGUGGGCUUGAAAUCAACUUGCCCUCCAAUAUCUAUACCUCCAAUGGUAACAUUUUAAAACUCAUAGCUGAUUCUUUGAUGCAUGAGAUUGAGCAAGAUGCUUUACCUCAUGACAGUGUCAUCUACGACACUAUCAAAGUAUUAAACAAAACUUGUGACGGGUUCAAUCAUUCAAUCGAAAAAUUCAAAGACUCUUUAGUUAACGAAGAAAGAGAAUUGUACGAGAAAUACCAAGACCACAAAAACCUUUACCACCUUUUACUUGGAUGUUUCCAUAUGGAUCCUAGUAAGAGGUUUUCAGCCAAAGAAGUAUUAGAGUUGCCAUUCUUUUACGAAUUAUCAGCUAAUGAUAAUGAUGAUGAUGAUGUUAUACUUUGA
This is a messenger RNA of Yamadazyma tenuis ATCC 10573, 1728 nucleotides long. It is a transcript of the gene CDC7, whose product is annotated as serine/threonine protein kinase. Gene Ontology annotation, molecular function: protein serine/threonine kinase activity; ATP binding. NCBI's taxonomy places the organism in Eukaryota, Fungi, Ascomycota, Pichiomycetes, Serinales, Debaryomycetaceae. Gene Ontology annotation, cellular component: nucleus. The record is from RefSeq and is a predicted model, not a curated record. Gene Ontology annotation, biological process: protein phosphorylation; mitotic DNA damage checkpoint signaling.